CCACGCUGCCGUUGGCCGAAAUGUCGACCGCUGUCCGCCUCCUUUUUACGGCCACGGCCAAUCGGCUCUCCUCGUCUACGACCAUGGACGCCCGUGAUUGGCCCCGCGAACGUAGACCGCGGUGGACCGCCUCCUCCUUACGACGCGCCUGUGAUUGGACCAAAAGACGCAAUCCGCGAAAAGAACCACGCACUCAAUCGACAAGCUGAAAAGCAUAAUGAACUUGUGGAGGUCUUGCUGGAGGCCCGACUGCAAAGUAUUCCUGUCAUACAAAUGACUGCUGCUGACUUCGACUCAUUGAAGGCCAACGAGAGUCUGUCUCAGCUGUACACGCACACUUUAGCCUUAAAAGUGCAUGUGGACUGGCUUAAGGUAGCCACAGAAAACGUCAGCUUGCCCUCCGAAGCUGCGAGAGACGCCAGCGUUCGCCUGCUGAGGCUGGCAAACCUUGUCAGUAUGUCUCUGACCCAGAUGAACACUGUUGUGCCUUCUCCUCCUCCACCGCCAGUACUUCCUGUGGUCUACUCGGCUUUUGACGAUCUCCGAUACUCUGUGGAGAUAUCUCGCUGCUUGGAUGUGUUCUGUCACUGGGCCAAACGGCUCAUGCGCUAUAUACGCAGGAUGGCAUCUUGUCCUGGAAGAUGAUGAACCGUUUUCUAGAAUUUUAGAGUCUGAGGUUUCCCCUAUGUAUGAAUUGGUGGGAAAAGAUGUGUUUCACAGUAUUGCUUAGCUUGCGGUUGUUGUUGCCAAAAUGUUAGCAACAUUUUUUUUUUUCAAAAUGUAUUUUCAACAAUGUUAUGUAUCUUGCUCAUUGACAUGAUGCAUGUGACAAAUAAAGACAGGCUUUCAUGAAACAGCAGAAGGUACGGUACAUAAUUAUUCUCCAUGUUCAUUGUUUUUCAAAUGACAUUUUUAUUUUGUCGCGUGUCAUGAGACAUAAUUUAAUGUAAAAAAUGUGUGAUGGUGGAAGCAAUGGCGUAGGUUUGCAUAGGGAUGGUAAGGACAAAACACUACCAACUUUUCAGGAAUCUCACAUUUUUCUCAAACCUUAUUUGCAUUGUAUAAUGACUUCAGUUAUAUAGGUCAUUUAGAUUGUCUUCCCAUAUGUUUUAAUUGUUGUAAUUGAUUAAGUGAAUUAUUUUCAUUAUGUUCAGACUUACUUACAGGAUACCUCUUUUCACUUGCUGGAUGUGCCGUUCCAUUUUUUUUUUUUUUUUAACUCCUAAACGCACAUUUGAUUGGCUGAUGACUUGACCCCUCCCCCAAACACACACACAUUAGAUAUUAGAGAUAUUAGGGAAAUGAGAUGGGGUUUUUUUCAUCCAGCAGCAACCACUGUAAGAAAUGUAAAAAGACGUCAAUGUUUGGAAGUGGAGAACACACCACUAAUUUUGCUACUGAAAGUCCGACCUGCAGCAGAGUUAGCAUAACAUUAAACUGUGUGAACUUGUUAACCUGUAAAACUCGAGUAGGAAGCUGCUUAGAGAGAAGUGUUCUCCUGGAUGUUUUUUACUGUUAACAUUAAAUUAACUGUGAGAAAUGUAGUGAACUGAGGUUUACCGCCCUUCUCCCUAAUUUUACUUUUUAUUUUAUUUUUGUGGUCUUUAUGAAGCCCACAGGAGCUUUCAAUUUUUUUUUUUUUUUUGUUGAGUUUGACUGUGCUUGUUGACAAAAGCUUUAGUAUUUUACUUUGAUUUCUUUAUUUAGACAAUGUUGGUCUUAAGAAUGUCUUAAGACAUUUUUUUUAAUUCCUGAAUUGUAAAGAGAUUAUUAAUAAGCUUGUAUUUAUUGUGUAUGUUAAUAUAAUUUAAGUAGGGCUGUCAAAAUUAUCGCGUUAACGGGCGGUAACUAAUUUAUCAAAUUAAUCACGUUAAAAUAUUUGAUGCAAUUAAUGCACAAAUGCCCCGCUCAAACAGAUUAAAAUGACAGCACAGUGAAAUGUGUACUUGUUGUGUUUUUCUGAGUUUUGUCGCCCUCUGCUGGUGCUUUCGUGCAACUGAUUUUAUAGGCUUCAGCACCCAUGAGCAUUGUGUAAGUAAUUAUUGACCUCAACAAUGGCGGGCUAAUAGUUUAUUUUUUGAUUGAAAAUUUUACAAAUUUUAUUAAAACAAAAACAUUAAGAGGAGUUUUAAUAUAAAAUUUAUAUAACUUGUACUAACAUUUAUCUUUUAAGAACUACAAGUCUUUCUAUCCAUGGAUCAC
Molecule: messenger RNA, 2202 nt
Organism: Corythoichthys intestinalis (scribbled pipefish)
Lineage: Eukaryota; Metazoa; Chordata; Actinopteri; Syngnathiformes; Syngnathidae
Gene: il11b
Product: interleukin 11b
Exons: 4
Biological process (GO): positive regulation of cell population proliferation; positive regulation of MAPK cascade
Cellular component (GO): cytoplasm
Molecular function (GO): cytokine activity; growth factor activity
Source: RefSeq, a predicted model, not a curated record